Molecule: messenger RNA, 1020 nt
Organism: Prosopis cineraria
Lineage: Eukaryota; Viridiplantae; Streptophyta; Magnoliopsida; Fabales; Fabaceae
Product: probable disease resistance protein At1g61310
Exons: 2
Coding region: 1-1020 (339 amino acids)
Molecular function (GO): ADP binding
Source: RefSeq, a predicted model, not a curated record
AUGGCAUUCGACAUAUGUUCCUCUGUUGUAUCUGCGAUUUAUGCUGAAGAUCUCAUCAAAGAGAACUUAGUAUCACAAAGAGACAGUGUGCACGAUCGUGUUACAAAAGCUGAACAAGAUGCUCAAAAGAUUGAUAUUCUUGCUAUGAAGUGGCUGGAUGAGGCAAAUUCUCUCAUAAAUGAUGCAGUGUCAUUGGAAGAAAAAGCAAGAACAAACAAGAGUUGCUGCCUUGGGCAUUGUCCUAACUGGAUUUGGCGAUGUCAUUUGGCUAAGCAAAUAGAAAAGAAGUCAAAGGAAAUGGUUGAACAAAGAAACAAUUGGAAAUUCAAACAACAAUUUGCCCACCCUGCUACACCUCCAGGCAUGUUGUACUUUUCUUCAGAAGGAUUUUUGUUGUCCCACAGCACCAAAGUGGCAAAAGAUCAACUUCUUGAAGCAUUAGAAGAUGAUGAGGUUUCCAUGAUUGGGUUGUAUGGCAUGGGUGGUUGUGGUAAAACCACCUUAGCCAAACAAGUUGGUAAGGCUACAAUGGAGUUUUUCCAUAAGGUUGUCUUUAUUGUUGUGUCGAGUUCUGUUGAUAGUACAAAGAUCCGUGAUUCAAUUGCAGAUCAAUUGGGUUUCAUGCUUGAGGGGCAAGGUGAUUUUGGAAAAGCUCAAAGUUUGUGGUCCAAGCUAAACAAUGCAGGAAAUAUUUUAAUAAAUUUGGAUGACGUGUGGGAAAGGCUUGAUUUUGAAACUAUAGGAAUUCCCUUUGAUUCCAAUUUCAAGAGAUGCAAAGUUCUGAUAACUGCACGACGUAAAGAUAUUUGCACAUUAAUGGAUUGUCAAAAGCAUGUACACCUACAUCUAUUGAAUGAAGAAGAUGCAUGGAGGUUGUUCCAAUAUUAUGGUCAUAUAACCAGUACAACCCUUGAAAGAAUCAAGGAUUUAGCAAAGAAAAUUGUCCAUGAGUGCAAAGGAUUAGCUAUUGCAAUUGCAACAAUUUCCUGCACUUUGAAGGAUAAAAGUUUGGUUGAAUAG